Molecule: messenger RNA, 1014 nt
Organism: Yarrowia lipolytica CLIB122
Lineage: Eukaryota; Fungi; Ascomycota; Dipodascomycetes; Dipodascales
Molecular function (GO): oxidoreductase activity, acting on NAD(P)H; NADPH binding
Source: RefSeq, a predicted model, not a curated record
AUGAAGUCAGUACAAGUCAAGGAUGACAAGGGCCCCGCGGAAAACCUCUACAUUGGAGAAGGGCCCACUCCAAACCCCCAGAACGGUCAGUUGCUUGUCAAGACAGAGUACUUCGGUCUUAACCGAAUGGACCUUCUUCAGCGGCUUGGAAACUACCCUCUUCCUCCUCAGGCUCCUAAGACUCUUGGAGUCGAGUUCUCAGGUACAAUUGAAAAGUCCGAGUCCGAUAAAUUCGCCGUGGGGGAUAAGGUCUUUGGUCUGGUGUACGGAGGAGCCUAUGCGGAGUAUGUGGUGGCUGCUGAAGAGACUCUAAUCAAGGUGCCUGAUGAUCUCAGUAUGGAGGUGGCAGCCGGUCUGCCUGAAGUGUGGUUCACAGGCAUCCAGGUACUUACCACCGUUGGUAAGUUCCAGAAGGGGGACUCUGUUCUUUUCCAUGCUGGAGCCUCCUCCGUCGGUAUUGCUGUGAUCCAGCUGGCUGCCAGUCUCGGAGCGUCCAAGAUCUUUACCACAGUCGGCUCAGACGAGAAGUGUGAGUUUGUCAAGAAGUUGGGCAACAAGUUUGGUGUUACAGUUGUGCCUAUCAAUUAUCACAACGAAGACUUCAAGGAAGUGAUUAGCAAGCACUAUGACGCUUCAAAGGGAGAAGGUGUCAAUGUCAUCAUCGACCCCGUGGGCCAGACGUACUUUGUGAGAAACCUCGAGAUCGCCGCCAAGGACGCCCGGAUCGUUCUCAUGGGAGCUAUGAGCGGUCCCAUCGUCAAGGGCGAUGUCCCCAUCGGUCUCAUCAUCUACAAGCGACUUGUUGUCCAAGGAACCACUCUAAGAUCACGAGAUCUUGCCUACCAGGAGAAGCUUAGAGACUUCUUUGUAUCUCAUGUUGUCCCUCUCAUCCUUGAAGGAAAGAUUGACACUUUUGUUGACAAGCUGUUCAACUUCACCACUGAGGAUAUCGUUGCUUCUCACAAGUAUCUCGAAAGCAACAAGUCCAUGGGAAAGGUGAUUGUGAAGAUCUAG